Cornus florida is the source of this 976-nucleotide messenger RNA. RefSeq names its product GRF1-interacting factor 2-like. The transcript is spliced from 4 exons. The coding region runs from base 134 to 727 and encodes 197 amino acids. NCBI's taxonomy places the organism in Eukaryota, Viridiplantae, Streptophyta, Magnoliopsida, Cornales, Cornaceae. Gene Ontology annotation, cellular component: nucleus. Gene Ontology annotation, biological process: positive regulation of transcription by RNA polymerase II; leaf development; cell population proliferation. Gene Ontology annotation, molecular function: transcription coactivator activity. The record is from RefSeq and is a predicted model, not a curated record.
ACCUUCCCCUCUCACUCCAAUGCAUCGCUUCAUUUGACGUCUCUCGAAUCAUAAAUUGUCUCAUUUGGAAAGAAAAAAAACUAGGGUUUUAGGGUUUUUUCAUUAACACAGUACAGAAACCUCCAACUGAGAAAUGCAACAACAAACGUUGAUCACUCCAUCAUCAUUCUCUCCAAAUAACAUCACCACUGAGCAGAUUCAAAAGUACUUGGAUGAGAACAAAAAUUUGAUCCUGGCGAUACUGGAAUAUCAGAAACUUGGGAAACUUGCCGAAUGUGCCCAGUAUCAGGCCCAGCUUCAGAAGAACUUAAUGUAUUUAGCUGCAAUUGCUGAUGCCCAACCUCAAGCACCAACAGUGCCUUCUCAGACACCCUCCCAUCCUGUUGUGCAACAAGGGCAUCAAAUGCAGCAACCUCAGGCUGCAGCUGUUCAGCAACAGAUGGGUGUUUUUGCUUCAAAGCUGCCUUUCCAGCUUGGUGCCCAUCAAUCUCAAGAUCAGCAAUACCAGCAGCAACAUCAGCUACCUCACUUCCAACAACAGCAAUUCAUGCAAGGGCAUGCUGGCAUGAGACCUACUGCAAUCAAUGAUAUGCAUCAGGCUAUGCAUGGUGGACUAGGCAUUUCACGCGGUUUGGUGGAUGCAGGAGGAAGUAGGCAAGAUGGCUCGGAGGCUGGUUCAGGUGAUGGCCAAGGAAAGUCAGCUUCUGGACGUGACAGUGGGGAAUAGAGAAUCCUUUUCUGAGAUGACUACGAUCCUACAUUUUUGCUGUUUGAUCCCUCUAGGUGUUCAUGGUGUGUGUGAGUUUCUAAAUAUGGGUAUAACUGCAACUUUCUCAACGCCAGUGAACAAACAAAUACAUUUUUUUUUGCCCAUCAUCAGUCCUGAAUUAUAGUUGUACCACUGCAUCGAACGGCCUUGCGUAAUCUGUUUUGUCAAUUUAGUAUUUUAAUGAAAACUAAUAUGAUCAGUAGAAGA